AGCAGUCAUGGCUCAUGGGUUUCGACUUUGGACUUGGAUUGACUGUUGAGUGUUGAGUCAUCAAUGAUUGAGACAUCAAGUUGACUCAGUGCAACUCAGUGAAUUAAGUUGACUGUUGGCCACUACAAAAAAAUCCCUUUACUUAUUAAUAACACUCUUUGGUAUCGGGCAGUUUAAAAGACGUAUUGUACUUGAGUGAAUUCUAUUUAUAAACGUUUAGUCGCGUUUAGUCUACACAAUGGCUUAUCAGCACUAUCAAGGGCCGGGUGCGGUUCCAGCUGCUCCAAAUCGUGAUUUUCUUUGGCAGGUGUUUCAAAGAGUUGACAAAGAUAGAAGUGGAGCAAUAACUGCCCAAGAGCUGCAAUCAGCUCUAUCCAAUGGAACAUGGGCUCCAUUUAACUCGGAAACUGUUAGACUUAUGAUUGGUAUGUUUGAUCGUCAACAAAGAGGAACUAUUUCCUUUGAAGAUUUUGGAGCAAUCUGGAAGUAUGUCACUGAUUGGCAAACUUGCUUUAGAAGUUUUGACAGAGAUAAUUCGGGGAACAUUGAUGGCAAUGAACUAAGAACAGCACUUACAAGUUUCGGCUAUCGUUUGCAAGACGGAACUCAUCAUAUGUUGCUUCGAAAAUUCGAUCGUAUGGGAAAAGGAACGAUAUAUUUUGAUGAUUUCAUUCAGUGUUGCAUCGUUUUACAUAACUUGACUUCAGCGUUUCGUCAAUUCGAUACCGAUCAAGACGGUGUCAUUACUAUCGGAUAUGAACAUUUUCUUCAAAUGGUCCUCAACACCCGCGUAUAAGUUUCAGCUAAUAUACCUAAGCUACUAAAUUUACCACUUCCUUAUUGCUGUUUGUGUAUGUUUCUUUGCUCAUAUAGAGAUUCUGUAACAGCCAAUAUCUUGAUUUUUCCUGGCAGUUGAUUGAACUCUUCUCCCUUUUGAAUAAACUUGCAUAUGAAAUGUUA
Molecule: messenger RNA, 960 nt
Organism: Daphnia pulicaria
Lineage: Eukaryota; Metazoa; Arthropoda; Branchiopoda; Diplostraca; Daphniidae
Product: programmed cell death protein 6-like
Exons: 5
Coding region: 239-796 (185 amino acids)
Molecular function (GO): calcium ion binding
Source: RefSeq, a predicted model, not a curated record